AUGGCGAACAACGAUGCUGAUGAGGUGAAGAGCGGGCGUCAGGACAACAAUCGUCGUAACUUGCCGGUGGGUAACAACAACACUGCAAGUGGUAAUCCCGUUGGGUUCCCACACCAGCCAGGCCAGAUGGUGGCCCAACUGCGCCAAGACGUGGCACCAAUUCCAUCUCACUAUCCCAAUCAUACCUCCAGCCAUGCCAGCAACGCGCAGCAGACCUUAAUCGAUCAACAAGCCAACCAGCACCCAUUUGCCGACCCUUAUGAGGGAUAUGGCGGUUAUCCUAACGUUGCGGGAGCUGAUCAGGCCCAGCAAGCCGGCCAAGCCAACGUCAACUCUCAGUACUUGAACACCCAGCAGGCCGGUCAACCGAGCUUCAACCCUCCACACGAUCAACAGGCCGGUCAAGCAAACGUCAACCAUCAGCACUCCCAGCAAACCGGUCAGGUCAACUACUAUCUUCAACAGCUCCAGCAGGCCAGUCAAGCCAGCUCCAACCCUCAGCACUAUCAGCAGGCCAGUCAACCUAACUUGAACCCUCCACGCCCUCAGCAGGCCGGUCAAGCCAACUUGAACCCUCAGCACUCUCAGCAAACCGGUCAGGUCAACUACUAUCUUCAACAGCUCCAGCAGGCCAGUCAAGCCAGCAUCAACCCUCAGCACUUCCAGCAGACCGGUCAACCUAACUUGAACCCUCCACGCCCUCAGCAGGCCGGUCAAGCCAACUUGAACCCUCAGCACUCUCAGCAAACCGGUCAGGUCAACUACUAUCUUCAACAGCUCCAGCAGGCCAGUCAAUCCAGCAUCAACCCUCAGCACUUCCAGCAGACCGGUCAUACCAGUUCCAACGCUCAACACUCCCAGCACGCCGGCCAAGCCAACUUCAAUCCUGAGUACAAUCACACCCAGCAGGCUAGUACCGCCAACGCCAACCUUCAAGACAUGUACAUGCAGCAGGCUGGUCAAGCGCUCCUUUACCCUCAACAUCCCCAGCCGGCUGGCCAACUCAACGUGGACCUUCCAAUCAUCGCUUCACCUCCCGCCGCUGGCGGCGCCAAUCUUCCUUUGGCCCCGAUAUUCAUAGCUCCAAGCUCAAAUGUGCCCGCCCCUAAUCACCUCGCAGGCGUUCAACCGCCUCAGCCAGUAGACAAUGUCCAAGUUGUCCCGGCUGUGCACCCUCCCAAUGCUCAUGUCCCUGAAAACCAGCCCAAUGCGAAUCCGCCUCCAAACCCUCACCCGCAGGCGGACCAUCCCGCUGUGCGUGCCCUUUACAAUAUUGAGCCUGGUCAGGAUAUCGAGGCUAUCAUCAGAGAUGCGGCCAACGUGCUUUACGCGGACCAUAACAUUUGCAAGCACGAAUGGAUCGAGGAUGGUACUAGCCGACGAUGCACCGCGCACGCUUAG
Messenger RNA from Neurospora crassa OR74A, 1401 nucleotides. RefSeq lists its product as hypothetical. NCBI's taxonomy places the organism in Eukaryota, Fungi, Ascomycota, Sordariomycetes, Sordariales, Sordariaceae. The record is from RefSeq and is a predicted model, not a curated record. The transcript has 2 exons. The coding region runs from base 1 to 1401 and encodes 466 amino acids.